GAUGGCCUCGCGGCACAUGAUAGAGAGCUGCUAUGCCACUGGCAUCAUGUUGCUUACAAGGCCAUUGUCCAUCAGCGAGGGUCAGAGGAUCUUUGGCAGCAUGAAGUAAUUCACCUCGCCUUUGAUCACCCAGUUAUCUUGAACCUCGUACUGGCUAUAUCUUCGUUUGAACAAGCGCAUACUGCACAUCAAUCACAAAUAAACGCACCAGGACAUCGAAUACGACGGGAUAUAUACGCCUCUCUAGGAUUUAAGUAUUCUCAAGCCGCCGCAGGGAUGAUGAGACAUGCAGUAGCGAAAGCUAAUCUCAACAACGGCCCCAUGUGCCAUCUUGCCUCAGUUCUCAUGAUGAUUAACUCUUAUGCCCAAGGCUCACUAAAAGAACUUGUACGGGUAAAGGACGAGCCUCCCACCAUGCUGAGCGACAUACUCGUCACUUGCAGGCUCACGAGGGGCGUCAGGGCUAUUGCAGACGCUUAUGGCGUUAUACGGCCGGAUCGUCACGAGCUUAUACUCUAUGUCACUGAGGCUGAACCACCAGACCAUGGGCCUCUCGAUCCAGUCCUUGACAUCCUUAAUUCUUUGACAUUCCUAGAGCAAGAAGAGGAUCCACUCAUCAGACAAAUCUGUCAGGAUGCUCUGGAUCUAAUGAAGUGGUUGGUGAAAAAAGCGCAGACAUCAGAGUGGUGCCCGGCACAUAGAGCAUCGCUGCAAUGGAUUUGCUUAGUUGGGAAAGACUUCAUAAGGCUUGUUGAAGCCCAUGAGCCUGCGGCUCUCGUGUUGUUCUCGUAUGGCUGCUUCUUGGAUAAUGGUAAUAGUGGUAAUACCUUUGUAAUGAGAGGAUGGAAAGAGGGUGUUUGUGCUGAGAUUCGAGAUAUUGUUGGUUCAGAAUGGGCAAGGGCUAUGUUAUUGUAA
Messenger RNA from Fusarium redolens, 915 nucleotides. RefSeq lists its product as uncharacterized. The record is from RefSeq and is a predicted model, not a curated record. Gene Ontology annotation, biological process: regulation of transcription by RNA polymerase II. Gene Ontology annotation, molecular function: DNA-binding transcription activator activity, RNA polymerase II-specific. The transcript has a single exon. Lineage: Eukaryota; Fungi; Ascomycota; Sordariomycetes; Hypocreales; Nectriaceae. The annotation marks the transcript as partial.